This is a messenger RNA of Corythoichthys intestinalis (scribbled pipefish), 3385 nucleotides long. It is a transcript of the gene lrrc15, whose product is annotated as leucine rich repeat containing 15. The coding region runs from base 250 to 1950 and encodes 566 amino acids. NCBI's taxonomy places the organism in Eukaryota, Metazoa, Chordata, Actinopteri, Syngnathiformes, Syngnathidae. The record is from RefSeq and is a predicted model, not a curated record. The transcript is spliced from 2 exons. Gene Ontology annotation, molecular function: protein binding. Gene Ontology annotation, cellular component: extracellular matrix.
AACAGGGAGGACUGUUAGGAAACUGUGGUGAUGAUGACGAGGUUCACGAGCUACAGAUUUCAUGGGCGUGCACAAAAACUGAAGCAAAACGGGAUCCGUGUGAUGAAGAAGACCGGGAAAAUGUGAUCGUGUGAGUGGGAAAUUUUCAACGCAGGAUUUCAUAAGGGGAGGAAAGCAGUGUGUGCAGUAGAGAUAAGAACACCAACUCACAGUGUGUUUUCAAUCAUCUGCCACCAUUCAAGGGACGUCAUGGACAAUCCCCGCAUCAUUCAAGGGCUCCUAUUUCUCUGCUCCCUCAACGUUGCUGCUUGGGCAUGUCCGGUUGGAUGUGAAUGUAAGGGAGACGAAAUGCUAUGCAUUGGCCUCUCAAGUGUUCCUCCUCUGUCUUCAUCCACAACUGCCCUCUACUUCUCCAGCUUCAACAUUGCCUAUUUGAAAGCAGAGGACCUUACUUCCCUAACUAAUGUAAUAACGUUUGCUAUCGACAACACGACUUUGAGGGAGGUUCAACCUGGCACGUUUGAUUCCCCUGUGAACUUAAAAGCCUUGGCAGUUACUGGAACUGAAUUGCAAGAUCUACCUGAGGCCUUAUUCCAAAAUCUUCAUUUGCUUGAGACUCUGAACCUAAACAGAAACAAGCUUGGGUUACUUCAUCCAAAAUGGUUCUCCACAAUCAAAGUUCUAUCUCACCUUGAUCUCUCUCAGAAUCAACUAAGCUCAUUACCCGUGGAAGCUUUUCAACCGCUUACUAAGCUGGAGUACUUGAUGCUCUCAAGAAAUUCCAUCAGUCAGUUGUUUAGUGAGACUUUCAAAGGGCUAUCAAAGCUAAAAUAUCUUCGACUAAAUAAAAAUUUGCUCAGGGCAAUCCCCAGUGGAUGUUUCGAUGAUCUCCAAAAUGUAGAGGAACUAUCCCUACAGGACAAUAUGGUUACUCAUCUCCAACAUGACUUGUUCUCAAAGACUACAAAACUCACAAAGCUGUUCCUCUCAAACAACCAACUGAGGACUCUUCCACAAGGACUCUUGUUGCACCUUCCCAAUCUAGCCCAGAUUUCCUUGUAUGAAAACCAGCUGGAAAAUUUGCAUCCAGGGGUUUUUGGUCCCAUGCCCCUGGAAGAGUUAUGGCUGUAUGACAACAAACUGGGACGUAUAGAGGAUUACACCUUUAAAAAUCUCACUCGGCUACGUCUCCUGGUGCUUAGUCGCAACAGGAUAAGCUAUGUAUCUCCCGGAGCCUUUCAAGGGUUGGAACAGAUAGGUGAAAUAUCACUUCACACCAACCUGCUGGAAACAUUACAAGCUGGGACAUUCCAAGGUCUUCCCGGCCUGGUAAAUAUUUCUCUGGAGCACAAUUCUAUCAGUUAUCUGCCUGCUGGAUUUCUCGAAGGCCUGAGUCACUUGGGACAGAUUGACCUGAGAAAUAACACUCUUGCAAACCUGCCUCAGCAAGAUCUUGACGCGCUUUCUGUGGCAGAGGAGGUGCUUCUUCAGCAGAACCCUUGGAGGUGUGAUGAGGAUAUUCUGCCUCUUCGCACCUGGAUGAGAAAGCAUCCUUUAAAGGUCAACCAAAGCCUUGUGGUGUGUGAUACUCCACUAAAUCUGAGUGGGGAGAUAAUUGCUUUGCUGAGAGAAGAAGACUUGGGGGAGCAGAGUUCUACACAACAGACACCGCUGAUCUCAACGGGGAACAGGAGGAAACCAAACAUCCCGCCAGUGAAAAGUACUUCUUCACCUGCUGUGAUGACAACAUCGUCCUCAGAGUAUGAAGUGACGAGAAACGGACAGGGGGAGGAGGGACACGUUCCGAACUAUACUUCCAUCAUCCUCAUUGUCAUCGCUGUUGUUGCCACAAUCAUCAUAAGUGCCACCAUUAUUGGCUGUCUAUACUGGAGAAGGAACAAGAGAGGACAGGGACAUAUAGGCCAUAGGAGCAGGAACUCAGUGCUGUAAAUCAAACUGCUUUACAUUGGCUCGAUAUACACUGCAGUUUCAAGUCAGCUAUUCUGAUUUAGAGCCUAUAUGUGACUUAAUGUAUACAGUAUAGUAUGUAUAUGUACAUGUUUGCAUAUACCAGUGAUGAUUGCUCUUAGACUGCAAGACUCCCCUAUAAUGAAAAAAAAAUUCGACUGCUCUGUGUACACUUCAGUGAGUAAAUAUGUGAUAGAAUACCUUCAUCUUUUUUUAAGAAUCAACUACCUGUCACAGGCAACUGACACGACUUCUUUUUCAUUUAUGCCGGCAAUUCCACAGCACAGUCGAACGCUCAAAAUCUUGGAUUUAAUGCACAAGCGUAGAGUGGAUUGUUCCACUGCAUGAGUCUGGACAUGCUGAGCUUUUUCCCAACUACUUGUCGCUCAGCUUCAGUAAUGGACAGCAGCUGUGUCCCAAUUCAGGGUUUCUCUGUUGAAGGACCCUGCUGGACACGGUAGACAGGAUCCUCUUCUUUGGUAACCAAAUGGGACGGUCUAGCCUUUGUUGUAAUUCCUGGUUGCACCAUGUAAGAAUGAAGUGCAUUUUUUUUAUAUCAAAUACAAAACAAUAAAUUAAUAUAAAUUUAUGAAGCAACAACAUAACCAUUUUUAUUGUGUCACUGUCAAGCGAACCAUUACUCAGCACAAACAGUCACGUUUUAACUGAAUAUUGGGUAUUUGGUUUGAUAUUUGGCGUUGGAUCUUCAAAUGUCAGUAAAAGCCCUACAGCAGGGGUGUCCAAACUUUUUGCAAAGGGGGCCAGAUUUGGUGCGGUAAAAAUUGUGGGGGGCCGACCUUGGCUGACGUCCUUUACGUAGAACAAUAUAUUUAAGCAAAUUUUAGCAAACCAUUCAAUGUGUCACAUUUGCUUUAUUAUUUUUUUUAAUUGAAUAAUUUCAACAAUCUUACAACUAGCCUUUGUGGAGUUCUCUUUCGACUCUCGGGCUCUUGCGAAAUACUGCUGCUGUGAUAUUAAACUAGCUUCAAGUUGCUUCAAUUUCUCGCUGCGAAUCUUCCCUGUAAUCUUGCCGUACAUGUCAGCGUGUCUUGUUUGGUAAUAUCGACUAACAUUGAACUCUUUAAAAACAGCGACUGUCUCUUUGCAAAUGAGGCAGACACAGUUGUUACGUAUUUUAGUGAAGAAAUAGUCAAAUUUCCACCUAUCCUUGAAGUGUCGGCCUUCAAAGUCAACUUUCUUUUUUUUUGUUGAUUGUCGCCAUUUUAGAAAAUGGAAGUAAUGGGUCACACGAGGUAAUGGUGCUUAGUCCUUCAAUACCUGCAACAUGAAGCAAUUAUCAGAGAAUCCCAAAAUUUGAAGAAGACGGUCCUAAUGAAACCAUUUUUUCAAAUUUGUAAAAAGAAAAGUCAAAAUGAAUGUGUAAUAAGCGCUCUAAUAUCUAUAACCCAUGCUAAAU